Messenger RNA from Aspergillus bombycis, 1626 nucleotides. RefSeq names its product MFS multidrug transporter. The transcript has 5 exons. Gene Ontology annotation, molecular function: transmembrane transporter activity. Lineage: Eukaryota; Fungi; Ascomycota; Eurotiomycetes; Eurotiales; Aspergillaceae. The coding region runs from base 1 to 1626 and encodes 541 amino acids. The record is from RefSeq and is a predicted model, not a curated record. Gene Ontology annotation, biological process: transmembrane transport.
AUGGCCGAUCAGCCCGCCAACAACGCCCCGCAAAGUCAGUCCAGCCGUUCUUUUCUGGACAGGCUGAAGGGCUUCUUUGGCUUUGAUAACAACAAUGUCGAUCCCGAGGAAUUGCGUACCAGGAAGGACAUCGAAAUCCACACUUGGAACGGUCCAACUGAUCCUGAGAACCCGUUCAACUGGAGUCUCAAGUACAAAUGGCUCCUAACGGUCACCGUCUGCUUCAUCUCCAUCUUGACUGGACUUCCGGCAGGAACGUAUGGAUCUGGAAAUGACUGGAUGGAAGAGAAGUUCCAUGUCCAGAACUCCCCCUUUCCCAACCUGUACUGGGCAACGACGUCCUGGAAUAUGGGCGCUGCCUUCUGGCCGUUGAUUUUUGUGCCUCUCACUGAGUCUUCUGGUCGUAUGCCUGGGUAUUUUGUUGCCUACGUGAUCCUGGUGAUUUCACUAUUCCCGUCGGCAUUCGCGAAUAACUUCGCCACACUGGUUGUCACCCGUUUCUUUGGUGGUGGUGCCUCAUCGGUGUCCAUCAACAUUGUCGGAGGGAGCAUCAGUGACAUUUGGUUGGGCGAGAAGGCUCGCAGUCUGCCUAUGUCAUUGUUCGGCUUCACCAGUGUUAUAGGCAUCGCACUUGGUCCCUUCAUCGGUUCGGCCAUUGUGCAGAUCCACAAGUCUGACCCUUGGCGUUGGAUCUUCUACAUUCAGAUUAUCUAUAACGCCGCUCUUAUCCCCGUCUUUUACCUAAUCCUCAGCGAAACCCGCCCUGAUGUGAUCUUGAAGAAACGGGCCCGAAAGAUCCGGAAGGAAACCGGCCGACCUGUGUAUGCCCAAGCAGAGCUUGACAGGGUCAACACCCUCAAACUCCUGCAGAUCUCCUUCCAACGUCCCACACGCAUGCUCUUAACUGAGCCUGUCGUCAUCUUCUUUACACUCUGGAUCAGUUUUGCCUGGGGUAUCUUGUAUCUAUUCUUCUCCAGCGUUGUCCAAACCUAUAGUACCAACUAUGGCUGGGGCGUUAUGGCCACCGGCCUCGUUCAGCUCGCUAUCUCCGUGGGUGCCGUCAUCGGUACAGCCAUCAACCCUCUCCAGGACUGGAUCUAUCUGAGUUCCGCCAAACGCAACUCCGAAACCCCCGGGAAGCCCAUCCCCGAGGCUCGUCUCUACACUGCUAUUCCCGGUAGCUUGCUCUUCGCAGGCGGUCUGUUCUGGUAUGGCUGGGCCAGUAUGCCCGACGUGCAUUGGAUCGUGCCCACCAUCGGUAUCACAGCUGCCGGUAUCGGUAUCUACUCCAUCUACAUGGCUGUGGUCAACUACCUCACCGACGCGUACGAGAAGUACGCCGCCUCAGCUCUGUCGGCUGCUUCGUUGGGACGUAACUCGUUCGGUGCUUUCUUGCCCCUGGCUUCGCCUCAGCUGUUCUCGAAUCUCGGCUUCGGAUGGGCCGGUUCCUUGUUGGGCUUUAUCGGUAUCGCGCUUUCGGUUGUCCCUGUUGUUUUGGUCCUGAAGGGUCCUCAGAUUCGUCAUCGUAGUCCGUUCAUGCGCGAAUCCAUGUGGACUUCGGGCGAGGUUGAUGAGAAGGAUGAGCCUACUAGUGCGGAGAAGGUGCCUGCUGCCGAGAUCCCGUGA